Messenger RNA from Agrilus planipennis (emerald ash borer), 936 nucleotides. RefSeq lists its product as uncharacterized. The record is from RefSeq and is a predicted model, not a curated record. The coding region runs from base 1 to 936 and encodes 311 amino acids. Lineage: Eukaryota; Metazoa; Arthropoda; Insecta; Coleoptera; Buprestidae. The transcript is spliced from 2 exons.
AUGGCUAAUUCAGAAGAACAAUUAAACGUGCUGGAAAAUGGCUUCGCAAUUAGUCACGUCGCAGUGCGUAUUCCGCCAUUUAUCCCGAACGAUCCAGAACUAUGGUUUUCGAUGGUCGAAGAGAACUUUACAACAGCCGGUGUGACAAAGGAUGCGACCAAAUUUGGGUACAUUACCGGAGUGUUAGAACCGCGGUAUGCGUUAGAAGUGCGCGAUAUAAUAGUGAACAAACCCACGACCAACGCGUACGGUGUGUUAAAAUCUGAACUCAUAAAACGCCUCAGCACGUCCCAAGAGCAAAAGACGCGGCGCCUGCUAGAAUUGGAAGAAAUGGGCGGCAGGAAGCCUUCCCAAUUUCUGCGCCACUUGCAAACUCUCGCUGGUCCGACCGUUCCCGACACCAUGCUGCGGACAUUGUGGUUUGCCCGUCUUCCGCCCAAUAUGCAAGCUAUCCUAGCGGCACAUCGAGACUUGUCUCUUGUCAAAAUAGCCGAAUUAGCGGACUCCAUUGCUGAUCUAACCGACCAUCGCCCACGCAUCGCGGAAGCAACCCCUUCGGCUGGUGAUGUCCUAGCCGCUCAACUGCAACAAUUAACGGUCACACUCCAACAACAAAUUUCAUCCCUGCGUCAAGAAGUGUCAGAAUUAAAAAUGGCAGAAGAGAAAAGGAAGACUGGGAAGAAAGUCAGGAUAGGAUAUAAAAAACUGUAUGUAGAAGACGAGAUCUGGGAUGAAAAAAGCAACACAAUACAAAAAGAAGAGGAUCGCUACAGAAUGAGGAACCAAACAUACCACAACUCACAGGAAGCGAGAAAAGCAGAAGAACAGGAACGUGAAGAGAAUGAGAUGCGCUUGACCACAAGAACACAAUCACAACGGCAAACCGUGCAAGAGAGUCCCAUGCUAAUGGACUUUCUUCGACACCAACGCAACUAA